Messenger RNA from Argentina anserina (silverweed cinquefoil), 1303 nucleotides. Its product is annotated as putative pentatricopeptide repeat-containing protein At1g03510. Gene Ontology annotation, biological process: RNA modification. The coding region runs from base 1 to 1275 and encodes 424 amino acids. Gene Ontology annotation, molecular function: protein binding; RNA binding. The record is from RefSeq and is a predicted model, not a curated record. The transcript has a single exon. NCBI's taxonomy places the organism in Eukaryota, Viridiplantae, Streptophyta, Magnoliopsida, Rosales, Rosaceae. Gene Ontology annotation, cellular component: intracellular membrane-bounded organelle.
AUGGGAUCAAAUUUCCAACGCCUGCUCUGUUUCACAAAGCAAUUGACUUCCCACGUCAACCAAGGCCAUCAUGACAAAGCCCUCACUCUCUUCCACCACAUGCAAGCCUCACUCGCUCUCCCUCUCGACGCCCACGUCUUCUCCCUCAUCCUCAAGUCCUGCUCCGCCCUCCGCUGCCCCCACCUUGGCGCCGCCGUCCACGCCCACGUCAUCAAAUCGUCAUACCUGUCAAACCCUUUCGUGGCCUGCGCCCUAGUCGGCGUCUACGGCAAAUGCGUGUCGGUUUGGGCUGCGCGCCAAAUGUUCGACGAAAUUCCUGAAAGAACUGUUGUGGUCUGGAACGCCAUGAUUUCGGUUUAUACUCGCAAUGCCGAUGUUGCUGAAGCUUUGAGGCUGUUUGAGGCUAUGGAUGUUGAGCCUGAUGUUGGGACUUAUAAUACCAUUAUGGCCGGAGCGUCGGCGAUGGAUGGUGGGCUGUUGAGGGCUGUGGAGGUGUAUAGGAAGAUGUGCGAAAGAGGGUGGAAGCCGGAUAGGAUGACAUUGCUUGCUCUGUUACGUGCUUGUGUUGGUGCAGCAGCUUUUAGGUUUAUUAAGGAAAUCCAUGGCUAUGAUGUGAGGAAUGAGAUUGACUCGAGUUCGCAGUUGAGUAGCGGUUUAGCAGAGGCCUACGGGCGGUGUGGUUGUCUUGAAUAUGCGCAUAGUAUGUUUAAGGGUUUGAAGGAGAAGGACGUGGUUGCGUGGAGCAGUUUGAUAUCGGUGUAUGCGGUUCAUGGGGAGGCAAGAGCUGCAUUUGAUGUUUUUAGAGAAAUGGAAUCGGCGAAUGUGGCGCCUGAUGAGAUUACUUUUCUAGCAGUUUUAAAAGCGUGUAGCCAUGCCGAAGGUUUAGCUGAUGAAGCACUGAGUUGUUUUGAUUGUAUGCGAAAAUAUGGCGUGAGAGCAAACAGUGAUCACUAUUCUUGUUUAGUAGAUGUGUUGAGCAGGGCAGGGAGGUUACGCGAGGCGUAUGAGGUCAUAAGGAAAAUGCCGGUGAAGGUUACUGCUCGAGCUUGGGGUGCCCUUCUUUCCGGGUGUAGAACUUAUGGGAAUCUGGAGCUUGCGGAGAUAGCAGGGCAAGCUCUGUCUGAACUUGAGCCUGAUAAUCCUUCUCAUCAUUUAUUGUUGUCAACUUUGUAUGUUAGCUUAGGAAGGUAUGAUGAAGCUCAGAGAAUGAGAAGGGAAAUGAGGCAGAAAGGUGUGAAGGCAACAGUUGGAAGUAGCUGGAUGGUUCAGGAGUGAAACUGCGGAUUAUUAGAUGUGCCGUGUG